AUGCUGUCCCAGGCUUCAAUUCCAGAGGUUCAAGAAGACACCAUCGGAAAGGCCAGCGAAGAGCGUAAGACAAAGUUUUUUCAGUUUCAAAACCUGGGACCCCCAGAUUUGAUAUCCUUGUUGAAAUAUGCGCCUUCUUCCUCGAACUCCAACUCCCAAAAUGCUAAAAAUCGAUCAAUGCAAUUGGAACCAAGCUCGUCUAACAUCAAUGCCCAGGAUCUGCACUCUCAUGAUAAGCUCAAAGGCGAAAUUGGCACCUUUCUACACAGCGUUGGUGUCGACACCUCUGAUCCCACAUCCAUAGCAGUGUUCUUGAAAAACAUGGCUGAUUUGAUCUCAGAAAAACCUCAAAACUGGUUUGGAAAACAGAAGCACUUCAAGGUGGCUCGAGUAACGUACGCGACUUGGAACGCUUUCAGAAAAUGCGACGUUGAAGUAGUGGUGCAUAUACCUGGAGCAGUGCAAUCUUAUAUUUUGGACUCCCGUGGAGAAGUUGUCCAGAUCCCACAAAAUGAGCGCGAGAUUCUGUGGGCCGAAACGUUUGUUUGUGGUGUCGUACGUGCAAUCACCGUCAUGACUGACAACUCUGAUGAAGGGGAGGUCAAUAACGUUGUUGAGACUCGCAUUUUGAACCCAUUGACCUCUGGCGAGCUAGGCGAAGUCUCGGAUCGUUUCAUCGAUGUAUUCCCAUUAGUGUAUGCGCAAGGUCAAUCUCUAGGCGGCCCUUGUGAUGUUGCGACGCCAUCGCGCACUAACAAUUAUCUAUGUGAAACUCUACUACACGUCACUAGACUUACAAACAAUUUUGAUAGAUGUCAAGCAAUGCUUACAGGACUGAUGGAACAACACCAAGAAUGUGUGGUUGUACUCGUAAAGCUUCUACUCGACGCCGAUUUAAAAAUCGACGCCCUAAAUCUGCUCCACAAAGAACUCCUGAAGCAAGAGUCGUCGGUAACAAGUUAUCGUUCAGAGCUGCUCUGUAUCCAGGCGAAAUUCUUACUGGAGAACAAGAAGGACUUUGCAGCUGCCCAAAAACUUUCACAGGCUGCGGUCGACUGUGCCCCAAGUGAAUUCAGACCUUGGCAUCUUUUGGUCAGAUCAUAUAUUGGUCUGAGCGAUGUCGAAAGCGCACUUCUAGCAUUGAAUGGGUGCCCGGUCACGCCCCACAGAGAAAAGUACAGUUUCAAGCGCGUUGUAAGCUUGGGCCAGGACUCCCCAAAUUUGCAUUUGCCUCUGCCAACAGAUGUCAUUUUAGAAGACGUCACCAGUCUCAGCUCGGUGGACGUAGCCAAUGAACAUAAGGCCUUGAGCUCUUCGUUGCUGAAUCUGCCCGCUGCGACUUUGAAGGCCAAUGCCAAGACCAGGUACAAGUAUCUAACAGAAAUUGCCUUGAAGACCGGUUGGGAGGCUCUUUUAAAGUACAGAUCAAAGCUCUUUGUAAUGGAGGAAGAGUAUCAGGUGGCAUCAACGCCAUCCUCCGAGUCUGAAAUCGGAUCUAAAGAGAUAAUCCGCGGAAAAAGGCUGUGUGAGCGCUGGCUUGAUAGCUUGUUCAUGGUUCUUUAUGAAGAUCUCAAGACCUACACAUUAUGGCAAGCAGAACAGCUUCAUUUCGAGGCACAGAAUACUCGUUACCAAAAGUCAACUGCUGAGUGGGAGUUACUGGGUCUAUGCGCUUGGCGUUUGGGCCAUAUUGAGGAGGCUGCUCACGCUUUCCAAAAUGGUUUAACGCAGCGCUUUUCCGCUGAAGCUUCUCGCCGUAUGCUGCAAAUAUACCUGUUGAAACGGGAGCAGGUAAAAGGAGACCGAGACUCUUCUUCGUCGCAGACCAUGAGCGCCAUUUUGGACAUCGACAACAAAUUGAUUGAUUUGUGCGUCCGAUUGUGCUGCUGGAACCAUCGCUGGUAUUGUGAGUUCUCCGUGCUACAACUAGAUGCUCUUGCACACGUUGUUCACGACAUUGGCAUAACGAAGCUGUCUAACGAGAUUCGUGCUCGCUUCCCGGAAACGGUUGGUCAGCUGGUGGAGGAUAACCUCCUUGAUUAUUUCACAAACUACACACAUGAUGGCUACGACAAGUAG
Lachancea meyersii CBS 8951 is the source of this 2079-nucleotide messenger RNA. Lineage: Eukaryota; Fungi; Ascomycota; Saccharomycetes; Saccharomycetales; Saccharomycetaceae. The record is from the annotation of a GenBank genome assembly.